Ceratitis capitata (Mediterranean fruit fly) is the source of this 1385-nucleotide messenger RNA. RefSeq names its product ras-related protein Rab-19 (gene RabX6). NCBI's taxonomy places the organism in Eukaryota, Metazoa, Arthropoda, Insecta, Diptera, Tephritidae. Gene Ontology annotation, molecular function: GTPase activity; GTP binding. Bases 140 to 775 code for a protein of 211 amino acids. The transcript has 3 exons. The record is from RefSeq and is a predicted model, not a curated record.
UUUCUAAACAAGUGGUAGCUUUUUAAGCUAAUUGGCAGAAGAAAAAUUUAAUUAUUCCUCUAAGCUGAAAGUCCAACAUAACUAUAAACAAUUAAUUUUUAACUGGUCGGUGUAGCUCUUAAUAGGUAUUUUUGAAGCCAUGGCUACGGUACGCAUACCAAAGCAAAAGGUUAUACUCUGCGGCGAUUAUGGUGUGGGAAAAAGCUCAUUAUUCCGUCGCUUCACCAACAACACAUUUGUAACAGAAACAGAUCGCAAAUCAACAUUGGGCUUGGAUCAUAUAGACCGUGACUAUACUGUUGGAGAUAAACAAAUCAAGUUACAACUUUGGGAUACUGGUGGCAUGGAACGUGUUGCGUCUGUGACUUCUUCAUAUUACAAAUUCGCUGAAGGUGCCAUACUCGUAUUCGCCAUGGACAAUGCCGCUUCUUUUCAUUCUUUGUCACAACAUCUUCUAGACAUUGUUACUUAUGCAGAAAAUGCAAAAAUUUUCAUUUGUGGAAAUAAAAGUGAUUUAGCAGAACGUGAACCACAAGUGAGUGAUGCCGAAGUAGAAGCAUUUUGUGAACAGUGCCACAGCUUAAUUAGUGCUACGUAUAAAACAUCUUGCAAAACAUCAAAUGGAGUUGAAGAAAUGUUUAGUGAUAUAUCACGUAUUCUCGUUGAGGCUAAUCGCUCUAAAAUGGAGCUGCAAGCCCUUGAACAGCACAGCUUCAAAAUCGAUUCCGCAAUCGAAGCUGAUCCUAGUGAGGAAAGCUCUCAAUGCAUUUGCUAGCAAAUGGGGAACGUGGAGUUCGGCUAAAAAGGAGGAGAAGCGAACUUCAUAUAUCGAAUGGUGUAGUGCUAGAAGGCAUUAAAAUAACUUAUUUAUUUAUUUUUAAUUAUUUAUCAUACCUAUUUAUUUGUUGUUAAAAACUAAUUCUUAACAAAUGACCUAUGUAUAAGAUUACUUACAGUCAGCAUGUCUUAAUUGUUAACUAUAAUUUAAACAUGUUCCAUCCUGAUGAGCAUUAUUCACUAAUUGAACUCUUAUCUGACGUCACAAAAUGAAAUCAUAAAUUUGAUUAACAACUAAUUCAGUUUUUUUUAAUCCGUCCAACAUUCUAUGUUUUAAUUUGACUAAUUACAGGAUUUUAAAAUGAUCGAAUGUUGAAAAAAACCGGAUCACAACGCCAAACCUAAAAAUCAGUAAUCAGGCUUGCUAAAAAGUUUCGAAAGUUGGAUAAAAGGUUUUAUACAAAGAAAAAAUAUAUAAGAUAAUCUUCUCAUAGUAAAACAGUCAUACUAGGUUUUCUUAAACUGAGGCCUAGCUUAUCACAAAUACUCAUAGAUAUAGAAAUUAUUGUAGUCACUGCUUAACUUUGAAUAAAAUAAAUGCGUAUGAA